This is a messenger RNA of Bombyx mandarina (wild silkworm), 449 nucleotides long. RefSeq names its product dynein heavy chain 8, axonemal kl-3 (gene kl-3). NCBI's taxonomy places the organism in Eukaryota, Metazoa, Arthropoda, Insecta, Lepidoptera, Bombycidae. Gene Ontology annotation, molecular function: ATP hydrolysis activity; minus-end-directed microtubule motor activity; ATP binding. Gene Ontology annotation, biological process: intein-mediated protein splicing; microtubule-based movement. The record is from RefSeq and is a predicted model, not a curated record. Gene Ontology annotation, cellular component: axonemal dynein complex.
AUGAUGCCGUAUAGGACUCCUCCAAAACCAAAUCCACCCUGGAAUAGAGCAUUACAUCAGAAAUGGAGGCUCUUAGAUAAUCAAGUAACGGACUAUUAUAAUGAAGCUUCAGACAAUGUUAAAUAUUUAUAUGCUUUGGAAAAGUACUGUGAACCACUUUACAGAUGUGAUCCAAAGUCAAUGCAGCAGUACAUACCGGGCUUGCUGUACACGGUCCGAAUGGUUUUUGCGACGUCUAGAUAUUACAAUACGACUAAACAAAUCUCUACCCUGCUUGUUAAAGUUACGAAUCAGAUACUUAACAUGUGCAUGGAAUAUCUAACCAAUAACGGAAAGAAAACUAUAUGGAACCAGGAUAAAUUGAAUUUCAUUGAAAAAGCCAAGGUUUUUACAUACAUAAAUAUAUAAAACUGAAUUAGAAUAGCAUUAAAAUAGCAUUCAAUGAUCAU